Molecule: messenger RNA, 2604 nt
Organism: Rotaria sp. Silwood2
Lineage: Eukaryota; Metazoa; Rotifera; Eurotatoria; Philodinida; Philodinidae
Source: the annotation of a GenBank genome assembly
AUGCAUCUUCAUUCAAAAAGUGCCAAUACCAUAGCAUCUGCUUGUGCAGCGUUAGUACCUUCACAUAGCAGCAUAACAUCAUCUGGACAAAAUACUUCUCGAAUAUUUCAAAACUUUUUAUUAGUCUGGCUGGAUACUAAUAUUGAUGUAGUGAACAAUCCUGAUUAUCGUCGUAUAAUCACAAUCUUAAAACAAAUUGCCAAUUCUGUAAACACAUUUACUAGAGUGGAAGAGUGUCUAGAUUUUAUUCAAGAGAUUAAAGAAGAAACAAUAUUCUUCAUAAUAUCUGGAUCACUUAGUCAAACUGUAAUACCUAUUGUUCAUGAUAUACCUCAGAUUAAGUCUAUUUAUAUAUUUUGUGAAAAUAAAUUAGAUCAUGAACUAUGGAUACAUAAAUGGCCAAAAAUCAGAGAUGUUUUUAUGGAAGGUUUAUUUCUUUGUGAAGCACUUAAACAAGCUGCUCAAGAAUGUGAUCGAAAUACUAUUCGGAUAAGUUUCAUUGAAAUGAAUGAUGAAACAUUGGAUCAAAAUUCAGACGAAUUCCAUCAAAAUUUUAUGUAUAUUGAAAUAUUGAAAGUAAUUGUAUCGACAAUAAAAUUUAAACAACAAAAUUUUAAUGAGUUUAUUAAUUAUUAUCGUAAAAAUGUUGGUAGCAACGUUAUUGAACUGAAAAAUAUUGAUAAACUUGAACGAGAAUACCAUGAUAAUGUACCAAUCUGGUGGUACACUUAUCCAUGUUUUCUUUAUUCUAUGCUCAAUCAUGCAUUAUGUACUAUGGAUGUAGUCACUAUUAUUAAAAUGGCUUUCUUUAUAGGUGAUCUUCACCAUUAUAUUACUCAACUUCAUUCUGAACAAAAGACUAUUCGUCAAGACUUAACUUCUUUUAUUGUUUAUCGUGGUCAAGGAAUAUCUCAGAAAGAUUUUGAUCAAUUGAAGAAAACACAAAAUCAACUAUUAUCUUUUAAUAAUUUUUUAUUUACGAGUAAAAGUCGUAAUGUUGCUUUGAACUUUGCACAACAAACUGUUGCAACUUCCAACUUGGUAGGCAUCCUAUUUGUAAUGACAAUAGAUCCUUCUGUAGAUUCAACUCCUUACGUCAAUAUCCGUGAUGUUAGUUACUAUCCAACGGAAGAAGAUUUUAUCUUUACUAUGAAUUCUAUGUUUCAUAUUGAUCAACUUAAACAAAUCGACAAUAGUAAUACUCGUCUCUGGCAAGUGGAAUUAACAUUAAUCAAUAACACCGAUCCACAAUUUCAGGCGUUGACUGGACACUUUCUAGAUGUGACAAUUCCUUAUUGCAUAGGAUGGUAUCGAUUAAGUGAUUUAUUGAUAAAAGAAGGUCAAUUUGAUAAAGCUCAACAAGUGUAUGAUAUAGUAAUUACUCAAACAUCUAGUGAUGUUGAGAAAGGAUUUCUGUAUUAUCAACUUGGUUUAAUUAAGUUUCAUCAUGGUGAAUAUGCGGAAGCAAACUCAUAUUAUCAUUUAUCACUUGAAAUUCUUCACAAAAUUCUUUCUCCUGAAUAUAUUGAUGUGGCUGCAUGUAAAAAUGAAAUUGGUUUAGUCUAUGAAAAGAUGGGCGAAUAUUCGAAAGCACUUUCAUUUCUCGAAACAGCACUUGAAGUCUAUGAGAAAAAUCUGCCAAAAAAUGAUCCACUUUUGACGAGUUUUAACAAGAAUAUCGCUAGAGUGUCUUUUCAGAAGGGCGAUUAUUCAAAAUCACUUUUACAUUACGAAAAAAUAAUCGAAAUUUACAAAAAUAAUCUUUCUCCAAACCAUCCUGAUGUAGCUGCUUCCUACCACAGCAUUGCUUCAGUGUACGAUAAAAUGGGCGACUAUUCAAAAGCAAUAUCAUAUUCAGAAGAUGCACUUGCAAUUCACAAAAUAAAUCAUUCUUCAAAUCAUCCUGAUAUGGCUGUAUCAUAUAACAAUAUUGGCUCAUUACACGAAAAACUAUGUGAACCUUCGAUAGCGCUUGCAUAUUACGAAAAAGCACUUGAAAUUUAUGAAGAAACUUUAUCUUCAGAUGAUCUUGAUGUAGCUGCAUGUCAUAAAAAUAUUGGCUCAGUGUAUUUUCAAAGAGGUGAUUACUUAACAGCACUUUCGUCUUAUGAAAAAGCACAUGAAAUCUAUCGAAAAAUGUUUCCAUCAAGUCAUCCUCAAUUAGCUGCUUCUUACACAUGCCAUGGUAUUGUGUAUGAGAAAAUGGGCAACUAUACGAAAGCACUUUUAUAUUAUGAAAAAGCAUUGGAAACCUACCAAAACAUUGAUCCUUUGAAUCAUCUUGAUUUAGCCACUGCUUACAAUAAUAUUGGCUCUGUAUAUUUGCAGAUGGGCGAGUAUUUUGCAUCACUUUCAUAUUACGAAGAAGCAUUUGGAAUCUAUCGAAAAAAUCUUCCCCAAAAUCAUCCUGAUUUAGUUUUUUCUUACAAUAAUAUUCGGGAUAUCUAUGAUCAAAUGGGUGAUUCUUCCAAAGCAGAUUUAUUUAAUAAAUCUUCUCUUGAUAUUGCACAAUAUUCGCCUUCUUUAAAUCAUCUUCAUCUUGAACAAUGCAAAGACAAUAUUGAAAAAAUAAAAAAUAAAUUACGAAUGAGAUUCAAAAACUAG